Molecule: messenger RNA, 951 nt
Organism: Mixia osmundae IAM 14324
Lineage: Eukaryota; Fungi; Basidiomycota; Mixiomycetes; Mixiales; Mixiaceae
Exons: 2
Coding region: 1-951 (316 amino acids)
Biological process (GO): GPI anchor biosynthetic process
Cellular component (GO): endoplasmic reticulum
Molecular function (GO): N-acetylglucosaminylphosphatidylinositol deacetylase activity
Source: RefSeq, a predicted model, not a curated record
AUGGCAAAUCGGCGAAGCAGCUACGAGAAUGAGACGGAUGCACUCAUCGAGGACGAGGCGGCACCACUCUAUGAUGGCGAGUAUCCACCGAAGCGCUGGUCGAGGCAGCCCAAGUUCAGUCUAGCAAAACUGCGGCCUGACCUCAGCAAGCCAUGGCCGCCCGUCGUCCGCCUUGUUCUGCUGCUCAUCGUGCUCGUCCCGCUCGUCAAUUGGAUAGCGCUUGCGUAUGUCUUCAGCCGGAGUGCAGCUUUCUUUCCGCCUCUGCUCAGGACAAGCAAGCAAGUGCUACUGUUAGCAGCUCAUCCCGAUGAUGAAUGCCUCUUCUUCUCGCCUGCGAUCACUUCGAUACUGCAGAGAGCAGACGAUGCGACGGGCCAUGUCCUCAUCAUGUCCUCCGGCAAUCACUAUGGCCUCGGAGCACAGAGGCGCAUCGAGCUCAAGGGCAGUUGUAAAGCUUUGGGCAUCGCCGAACAGAACUGCGAUGUGCUCAACACGACAGACAUACAAGACGAUCCGACGUACUGGUGGCCCGAAGAGCGACUUGUAGAGCUCAUCAAAGACCACGUUGCUCGAUGGAACAUUGACACCAUCGUCACUUUCGACUCCGGCGGCGUGUCGGGCCAUAUAAAUCAUAGAGCGGUAUCAGCUGCUGCAGUCGCUCUAGCCAAACAAGAAGGUGCGCCGAACGUCUAUACGUCAGCUACAGUCAACGUUCUGCGCAAGUACUCAGCCUUGCUUGAUCUGCCAUUGACCAGUCUCGCCUUUGUUCCGCGAUUCCUCACAUUGUCAGACUCGAACAAUCAUGCGCUACUCGUCGGCACAUUCUCGCAGUAUCUCGCAGCUCGGAAGGCGUUCCACUCGCACAAGUCUCAGAUGGUCUGGGAUAGAUACCUCUACAUGCUUGUCAGCCGGUACAUGUACUUCAAUACCCUCUCACUCAGCCAGUCUUGA